AUGGAUGUAGCCUACGAUCACGUUCAAGAGAAGAAUUUCCCAGAAGAUGCUAAGAAGAGUGAUAAAGGCGAGAAGACCACAGAUCCCGACCAUCCUGAUGAGGCCACCGUGCCCAAGCCAACAUUGAAUUCCGAGUUCCAAGAAGCCUACAAAUCCAUAUCAAGCACGCCCUGGGGAGCAAAGCUCGGUGGCUUCUUCAGCGAUGUCAGGAAGCAGAGCUCUACAUUCUACGAAGAAGCACGACAAGAAGCCACCGCCGUCUCAGGAGAAGCAGUGAAAGGCUUCCAAGACCUCCGCUCCACACUAGCCGUCCGGGCACGUAGCCUCAGUGGGGCCGACAACACCCUCAACGCUACUAAGAGUGCCCCCAAAGAAGGAGAGCAAGAUCAAGGAACUGCCGAGAGCACAGGCGCAGAAGACGGCGAUACCCCAAAAGACACAACCGAAGAAGGCCUUAAUUGGCAACGUUUCCGCUCUGAAGCAGCCAAACGGCUCAAAGACCUUGAAAAAGCCGAAGAAGCAGCCGACGCCGCCAUCUUUCGCUUUGGCAAAAACCUCGGCUCCUUCCUCAAAGACGCCGUCACUAUCUCUGCCCCCUCAGACGAAGACUCUGGCAAAUCCAAAGUUCUCUUCGAGAGUAAAGGUGCGGAUGGGAAGAGAGUCAUUCACUCCACGCGCCUCGAGGCACAGUUACACGCGAUUCAUUCCUCAGCAGAGAAGUUCCUCGCAGAUCCAGAGGAGGUGAAUGAUGGGGAGUGGGCGAAGUGGAAAGAGGAAUUUAGCGUAGAAAAGAAAACCAAUGAGAUUGCGAGGGACUUGGAGAGGUAUCAGGAGCUGAAGGUCACGCACUCGAAGAUUGUGCCGGAAAAGGUCGAGUACGCGGACUUUUGGCGGCGGUAUUACUUUCUGAGGAUGUUGUUGGAGAGGGAGGAGCUGCGGAGGAGGGAGGUGUUAAAAGGCGCCACCCUCCCCACCUCCGAAGAACCCUCCUGGGACGACGACUCCGACUCCGACUCUUCACCUACCCCCCAACAACCUUCACAGCUCCCGUCUACCCCUCCCACUACGUCUACAGACCCCAACGCCUCCUCAGAGACCCCACAACAACCCGCUCGCAACGCCUCUCCCGCCUCCCUAAAGACAAUCCAUCCGGCACCAGACUCAGAUUCCCAUCUAAAGCCUUCAGAGCCAAGACGGUCACAGGAUGAGAAAUCCCAGGCGGACUCAGACGCGAGCUAUGAUCUUGUCAGCGGGGCUACCAGUCGCACGCCCGGGAGUCCGCGGGAGAAGAGGGAGGAUGAGGAAGAGGAUUGGGAGUGA
Messenger RNA from Bacidia gigantensis, 1320 nucleotides. RefSeq lists its product as uncharacterized. The record is from RefSeq and is a predicted model, not a curated record. The transcript has 2 exons. Gene Ontology annotation, cellular component: cytoplasm. The coding region runs from base 1 to 1320 and encodes 439 amino acids. NCBI's taxonomy places the organism in Eukaryota, Fungi, Ascomycota, Lecanoromycetes, Lecanorales, Ramalinaceae.